Lolium perenne is the source of this 1381-nucleotide messenger RNA. RefSeq names its product transcription factor NIGTH1. Gene Ontology annotation, biological process: regulation of DNA-templated transcription. The record is from RefSeq and is a predicted model, not a curated record. Lineage: Eukaryota; Viridiplantae; Streptophyta; Magnoliopsida; Poales; Poaceae. Gene Ontology annotation, molecular function: DNA-binding transcription factor activity; DNA binding.
CCCACCUUCUCCCUCCAGUUCACAUCACCUCAUACCCUGUCUUGCCACAAGUCACUAAAGAUUCCGUUUGGAGAGCUCCGGUGCGGUGUAUGCCCGAUGGGUCUGGAUGUUGGGGAGAUCGGCAUGGGCGCGGAUUUGAGCUUGGAUUUGAAGAUGUUCGCCGCCAAGAGCCUGGGGCGGGUCAGGGACGCGCCGGCGGCCGCCAUGGACGAAUGCAUCCGGAGGCUGGAGGAGGAGAAGAGCAAAAUCGAGGUGUUCCGGCGCGAGCUCCCGCUUUGUGCGCGCCUCCUCGCCGACGUGAUCGAUGUGAUGAAGAAGGAGGUGGAGGAGAAGAGAAGAGGUGGUGAUCAGGAAAAGGGCAAGGAGGACGCCGGCGCUGGCGACAAGAGCAACUGGAUGAGCACCGCGCAGCUUUGGACCGGAGAUUCAGGCCGAUGCGACGACGCUUCCGAGAAGCAAGCUGAGAGGGGAAGCUCGUCGGAGCUGAAGUCUAACAGCGGCCAGGUCUUGCCGUUCAAGGCCGUGGGCUCCGGCGCGCCGGCGUUCGUGGCGCCGAGUUUGAGGAAUGAUGACAAGGCUUACGAGGCGCGGAUGUUGGAUCUGCCGUUUCUGUCGCCAGCACCGGCCAGGACCUCUCCGGCUGCUGCUACCGGCGGCGCUGAAGAAAACCGACGGCAGGUCGUAGGAUUUGCGCAAGAAGCCGCGAGGGCCGCCGCGGCGCUGCCACCGGCAGCCCCUGCGCUUAACCUCCAGCCUCAGUCACAGCAGACAGCACAACAGCAGCAGCAAGCGAGGAAGGCGCGGCGGUGCUGGUCACCGGAGCUGCACCGCCAGUUCGUCACUGCCCUGCACCAACUCGGUGGCCCUCAAGUUGCUACUCCAAAGCAAAUCAGGGAGCUGAUGAAGGUGGAUGGCCUGACCAAUGAUGAAGUGAAGAGCCAUCUCCAGAAGUAUCGUCUGCACAACCGAAGGACGCCUGGAUCUCCGAUUCCCAACCGGCCGAUCGUGCUCAUGGGAGGACUCUGGAUCACUCAGGAACAAAGCAGCUCCCAAUCAGCGGGGUCACCUCCGGGGCCGCUACAUUUCUCAAACUCAGGUGUAGCAGUCUCAUCGGCGGCGACAGUCAGCGGCGAGGAGGAAGAUGGCAGAUCCGAGAGCUAUAGCUGGAAAUGAUCAAGAAGCUGCAUUAGUGUCUGUUCAGAGUUUCCAGCCGAUGAUGCACCGAUUACAGUGGUGUCUUCAGAGAGCCAUGAUACAGGAUUGUAGUGUAGUCUGUUUUGUUGUAUACAGGGAGAUCAAGCCUUGAGUGCUUUGAGAUGAAACUCUGGGUGUUGUUAUGUACAUCCUAAAGAGGCUAUACUAGUUACAGUUUUGCGGAAAA